Molecule: messenger RNA, 793 nt
Organism: Dermacentor silvarum
Lineage: Eukaryota; Metazoa; Arthropoda; Arachnida; Ixodida; Ixodidae
Product: cysteine-rich PDZ-binding protein
Exons: 1
Coding region: 169-468 (99 amino acids)
Biological process (GO): cytoplasmic microtubule organization
Cellular component (GO): dendrite
Molecular function (GO): PDZ domain binding; microtubule binding
Source: RefSeq, a predicted model, not a curated record
AGUAGGGUCAAGUCAAGACGAUCCAGCUUACGUUACAGCGCUAUAAUAGCAUCGCAGCAAAACAGAUCAGUGAACUGCAAGCUGUAUCCGUUCCUCGCAGCUUUUGAGUAGCAUUAAUGUGCUUCAUUUAACGAUCUUAGCAGGUAACGAUUGCCUAGCUUGGCAAAGAUGGUGUGCGAAAAGUGCGAGAAGAAGCUCGGAAAAGUCAUCACCCCGGACCCGUGGAAAGCCGGAGCUCGGAACACAACAGAAGGUGGUGGCAGGAUGAUCAACGAAAACAAGGCGCUGACAGCCAAGAAGGCCAGGUUCACGCCUUAUGGAAAGUUCGCCGAGUGCCGCAUUUGUCGCCAGAAGGUACACCAGGUUGGGUCCAACUACUGCCAGGGGUGCGCCUACAAGAAAGGCAUCUGCGCUAUGUGCGGAAAGAAGAUCCUCGAGACCAAGAACUACAGGCAGUCGUCGACUUGAAACGUGUGCGUGCUUCGCCGCGUGGUUCGACUGCUACAGCAUCGUCACCGGAAACAUGAUCUGCAGCCUGCUUGUGACCUGUCGCGGAGUGCGUAGCACUCAGAAAAUGACGAUAGUGGCGCCCGGUGUGUUGUUCCAAAGUUGUUUAUUCACAUGUAAAACAUAUUUACAAAGGCUUCCACCCGUGAACUGAGUCGUUCACUAUGCACGCCCCCACCCCCCUCCCCUUACAGGCCUACUGUUCGAACACGAUCAGACAAAAUAAGUUGCGUCUCUGUCGGUAAAAGGCCUAGUAGCUGUAAUAAAUAAAUAUGUACAAAAGCUA